This is a messenger RNA of Moneuplotes crassus, 1256 nucleotides long. The record is from the annotation of a GenBank genome assembly. Lineage: Eukaryota; Ciliophora; Spirotrichea; Euplotida; Euplotidae.
AUUGAAAAUAAACACGAUAAUGUCUGAAAUUUCAAAGAAGAAGGAUUAUAUUACCUUUAAAGGAGCAGCCUGUAUUAGACAAGCUCUGCAAUUCUCGAUUCUCUCAGGAAAGCCUGUUAAAAUUAGCGAAAUUAGAAGCGAAGACCUUGAUCCUGGAGUCAACGAAUACGAGAUGAACCUUCUCAAGUUGAUUGAAAAGGUAACCAAUGGAAGCAUAAUCGACAUCAAUGUAUCAGGAACCCAGAUCAGGUUUACUCCUGGAGUGAUCACAAACAAUAAUGGAGAUGAAGUGUUUUAUACAAAUGAAGAAAUGCAGACUCAAGACAGAUGUCUUACAUAUUAUCUUGAAUUCCUACUCCCAGUCGUGCUGUUUGGUAAAGCAUCCUUCUACGGGGAGUUCACUGGUAUCACUAAUGAUAACAUCGAUAUGUCUGCAGAUACCUUUAGAAACUGUCUACUGCCAAUGCUAAAGCAUUUUGGAGUUGAAGGAGCCACAAUGGAAAUCAAGAAAAGAGGACUAUUCCCAAAAGGAGGAGGACACAUCAGUAUUACUGUUCCUUACAUUAGGGAGUUAAACUCUCUCAGUCUGACAGAUGAAGGCAAGGUUAAGAAAAUUAGAGGAACUGCUUACUGUUGUAUGAGAAAUAAUGAAGUCAAUACCAGAGUCUUCACUUCUGCAAGAGGAAUACUUAAUGAUUACAUUCCAGAUGUCUAUAUCUACACUGAUAAUUAUAAGAAGGAUAAGUGAGGGCUUUCCAAAGGAUUUGGAGCUUCAUUAGUUGCAGAAACUACGACUGAAUGCCUUAUCUCUGCAGAUGCUAUUCAUCACCCAGAGCAGACCUUAGACCCAGAGAAACUCGGCGAAUCAGUUGCUAUUUCCUUACUUGAACAAAUUUUCAAUAGUGGAGUUUCAGAUGUAAGGAUUGCACCUACAAUUGUUCUUUUAAUGGGAUUGAGCAAUGCUGAGAACACAAGUGAGAUCAAGCUCCCAAGUAACAUAAUUCAAAGUGAUUACAUGAUGAAUACUCUCAGGUAUCUCAACAAAUUCUUCUCAGUCAAAUUCAAAAUUUCUGAGUGAGAAGACGAUGAAAGAGACUCUGAGAGCGAUGAUAAUGAAGAAAACCCCAAAACAGAGGAAAUCACUGAUAAAGAUGAUGAUCUAUAUAAGAAAGCAGACGAGAUUCCAAGACCAGAAUUCCAUAUCUUCUCGUGACUAGGCUUUGGACUCCAAAACAUGGCGAGGAAAACAGAAUAAA